GUAAGGCAUAUCCAAAAUAAAUAUGUAAAGAAGAAAAAUAAAAGUUGUCUUCAUGGAAGCAACUUGUCUUCCUUGAUUGUACUAAGUUAACAGUUAUCCUAAGGGUAAAAAGUUGAUGCUGCUGAGAACCCAGUGCCCCCAGCACAGGGUUUAUGUGGCAGGUGCUGUUACUUCUCUUGGGCAGAAUCAGAGUGUAGACAGAAGCAAACCCAGCUCACUUGUUUCCUGGGACAGUUGAGUUAGGAGAUGGCCUUUGCAGAGCACUCACCGCUGACCCCUCAUCGCCGGGACCUCUGUAGCCGCUCUAUCUGGCUAGCAAGGAAGAUUCGUUCAGACCUGACUGCUCUUUUGGAAUCUUAUAUGAAGCAUCAGGGCCUGAACGAGAACCUAAACCUGGACUCUGUGGAUGGUGUGCCAAUGGCAAGCACUGAUCGGUGGAGUGAACUGUCUGAGGUAGAGCGACUCCAAGAGAACCUCCAAGCUUAUCGCGCUUUCCAUGUUAUGUUGGCCAGGCUUUUAGAAGACCAGCGGGUUCAUUUUACUCCAACUGAAGGGGAUUUCCAUCAAGCAAUACACACCCUUCUACUCCAGGUUGCUGCCUUUGCUUACCAGCUGGAGGAAUUAAUGAUGCUCCUGGAACACAAAAUCCCCCCCAAUGAGGCUGAUGGGAUACCUGUCUUUGGAGAUGGUGGCCUCUUUGAGAAGAAGCUGUGGGGCCUGAAGGUGUUGCGAGAGCUUUCACAGUGGACAGUGAGGUCCAUCCAUGACCUUCGACUCAUUUCUUCUUAUCAGACUGGGAUUCCAGCACGUGGGAGCCAUUAUAUUGCUAAUGACAAGAAAAUAUAGCAGUUAUCCCUCUUCUCUCUCCUUCGUUAUAUUUCUAAUGGAGUAUGCACAGUUCCUGAGGCCUCACUUUCCCAUUCUUAAGUUUUGAAAGGUCGACCGUUUUCUGACCCAUGAGACCAUAAAUAUUUUCAUCAAGCAGGGGUGGAGCCCUGGACAAAUGGGCAUCCAGGUUUAAUCUGGUGUGUGUGUGUGUGUGUGUGGUGUGUUGGGGCCCUGUGGGUGUGGGGGCAAGGGCUGUGUCCUUCCAUUUUAGUGUUCUAACCUUUCUACUCACUGAAUCAACUCUACAAGUAUUUAACAGCCUUACAGGAUAAACCUAAGUUUAACUUUAGUCCUAGAUGGCUUUUCUGGGAAAAUUGAGACAAUGAAUUAAAAAUCCUGGACUCUAGCCAAUUCAAACCCUUGGAUAAUAAAAAGAAGUAACUAACGUU
Messenger RNA from Canis lupus familiaris (dog), 1277 nucleotides. It is a transcript of the gene CNTF, whose product is annotated as ciliary neurotrophic factor. The transcript is spliced from 3 exons. Lineage: Eukaryota; Metazoa; Chordata; Mammalia; Carnivora; Canidae. Bases 247 to 846 code for a protein of 199 amino acids. Gene Ontology annotation, biological process: astrocyte activation; positive regulation of axon regeneration; positive regulation of tyrosine phosphorylation of STAT protein. Gene Ontology annotation, molecular function: ciliary neurotrophic factor receptor binding; cytokine activity; growth factor activity. The record is from RefSeq and is a predicted model, not a curated record. Gene Ontology annotation, cellular component: axon.